CCGAGGAGUUAUCUCCCUCACUCAGCGAUAUUGUUUACAAAUGGCUGUUGUUGCUAAAUAGAUCAAUUGACACGGUGAAAUAAUAUAACCCCAAGAAACACAGCACUUGUUGACCUACACACCAUGGCUAACGAUUUGAUCCGCCCCGCAGUCACCCUUUACAGGGAAACGGACCCUAAAAUUGACAUGAUGGCUCCUGUUACAACCAUGAACAGAAUAGCUCAGGUGGCAUGCGAAAGAAUAAUUCUGAUGAUGAAUAACACCGGACUCGUGAAGGAGCGCCGCCUAUCCAGCAUGAAUCAAGUACUAACGUACCUAAUCGGAAGACAUGACGACGUCGGUCUAUCGGGUGACCGUGGCGACCUCUAUCGUCGAAAACUGGCGGAACAGAUCUUUUUGGCAUUCGCCAUCAACGGAGUUGAUCACAACAACGUAGUAGUGAUUGUAGAAAGCGCUAUUCAACUGGAGCAGGAAACAAGAAGAAUUUUGAUGGGUAGUGCUAAUACACGUUUCUCCGCCCCAGGAGUUCGCAUUGAUGAACAAGUUUUGAAUAUUUUGGCCCGAAUCGCCGAAAUCUUCUAAACAUUAGAGGCUGUUGGUUUUUUUUUUAUUUAUGCGACAAAAUUUGUUGCCUUUAAAAUGAGACUCUACGCAAAAUAAUGAAAUGAUUGUUAUAUUUUUUGUGUUAUGUUGUUUUUGUCAGAUUUUAUGUUCAUUCUAAUUGAGAAUUGUGUGAAGAACAUCCAAGAAAAUAAAAUGUAACGAUAUA
This is a messenger RNA of Magallana angulata, 769 nucleotides long. RefSeq lists its product as uncharacterized. Bases 124 to 582 code for a protein of 152 amino acids. Lineage: Eukaryota; Metazoa; Mollusca; Bivalvia; Ostreida; Ostreidae. The record is from RefSeq and is a predicted model, not a curated record. The transcript has 3 exons.